GUGAUAAAAGCCGUCGGUCUGCCCCUUUAUUGGAAACGCCCCAUCUACGACGCCAUCACCAACAAGAAGAACGUCGAUGUCACCCAAACCGAGUUCUGCAUCUGGUGGCGCAACAUGACCUCCGUGGCCAACGACGAGGCCGCCCGGUUCAUCUACGCCCUCUCCGGCGGCAAGAAGGACUACCUGGAACGCGAAGACUUCCAGAGCCUCUGCUACGACGUCAUCUACACGCAUCCGGGGCUCGCGUUCUACCACUCUGCCACCGAGUUCCACCCCUCGUAUGUUGAUGUGGUGACCACCCGCAUCUUCUGGAGCGCAAAUCGAUCGUGGACAGGGCGGAUAACGGCUCAGGAGCUUCGAAAGAAUGAUCUCCUAGCUCAGCUCCGAUUCUUGGAAAAGGAGGACGACAUCAACAAGGAGACCAAGUACUUCUCAUAUGAGCACUUCUACGUCAUCUACUGCAAAUUCUGGGAGCUUGACGACGACCAUGAUAUGCUCAUCUCCAAGCGUGAUAUGUUGGCCCACGAUGAAGGAGCCCUCACCCCACUCGUCGUCAACCGGAUGUUCUCAAAAGCUGUAGUACGAGGGUCCCGCAACGAGCACCUCGUGGAAUUUAUUGGACUGCCCGAAUUCGCCGCUUUCUUGAUGGCGGAUGAGGACAAGAAGAACCCCACGAGUGUCGAGUACUGGUUCCGCAUCUGUGACCUUGAUGGCGACGGCUUGGUGACGCUGUACGAGAUGGAGGAGAUGUACGGUCAAGUCCGCGACAAGCUCACCCUCAACAAGAUUGACACCAUGCAGUUUGGGGAUGUCGCGUGCAAUUUGCUCGACAUGAUCCGCCCGAAGAACCCGAACGGCUUCACCCUGUCCGACCUCAAGAAGUGCCCCCUGACCUAUCGCUUCAUCAACAGUUUCACGAAUUGGCGCAAGUUCUUCAGCCAGGAGAUCAAUGAGGGCGAGAAACCUGUCGUCCGAAACGAUGAGGGCCGCGAGUUGACCGAGUGGGAGCGGUACUGCGCCGAGGAGUAUGAGAGCCUUAUGGAAGCGGAGGGGGAUGAUCAGAUUGAUGAGACACACAGCGUCAACCUCGACGAAGAAGACGCGCGGAACAGCUUCAAAGAUCUUUUA
Messenger RNA from Mesorhabditis spiculigera, 1128 nucleotides. The record is from the annotation of a GenBank genome assembly. NCBI's taxonomy places the organism in Eukaryota, Metazoa, Nematoda, Chromadorea, Rhabditida, Rhabditidae.